This is a messenger RNA of Setaria italica (foxtail millet), 2662 nucleotides long. Its product is annotated as kinesin-like protein KIF20B. NCBI's taxonomy places the organism in Eukaryota, Viridiplantae, Streptophyta, Magnoliopsida, Poales, Poaceae. The transcript has 9 exons. Bases 1093 to 1893 code for a protein of 266 amino acids. The record is from RefSeq and is a predicted model, not a curated record.
CAAAACCUAAUCCCCUCCCCUCGGGUCUGCCCGCCGGCGCUGCUCGCCUACUCCACCAGUGCAUCAUCGGGUGCCGGGCGCCAGCGCUGCUCUCCCACUCCACCAGCUGACUCAAGACGCGUCAAGGUGAAGCGCCUAGCUCAGAUUGUGCCUGAUCCCGACCGGCAUUGAGCGCAUGUUGCCGGAUAUGCCCAGCGCAUGUCCGUCAGUUUUUAGUAGCUCUUAAUUCAGUUUGCGUAUCUUUCGUCAUGUUUAGGGAUAAGAUUUGAACUUCAACUUUCGUUUAGCUAGCCUUUAGCAUGUAGUAGCCUUGGUGAUGCACCUGAUUAUACAUGCACGGAUUUACCCUCUUUAAGUCUUUAUCCCCUUCAUUCUGUACGUUGUGUUCAAUAGGAAAAUCAUUUUGUCUGGGAAGGACUGGGAAUGAAUAACAAACCAAAGUUUGUGCCCCACUGCAAAGCAGUUCUAAUCAUACCAAAGUCCACAUGAAAUCUUUUUUUCCCGUAAACAAUGAACUAAUUGUGUGCUAUUUAUGACAAAUGAUAAAUAUCUUACCUACGUAUAUAAUCAGUAAAUGUUUGUAGUAAUUUUAUAAUUACAAAUGUAAGAAUAAGUAACGAUACAGAUGUCGUAAAGAAUUAGUUCCAUAUAAACAAUGAACCUUACCUUUUGUUUCACAUUUGUCAUUGUUUAUUUGGCAUCGAUUAUUUAUUGCAUCUUACUCUAUUAAGAAGCUAUACUAGCAUUUGCAGCAUAUGCGAUAUACUUACGCUCCACCUUCCUUUUGUUCCCUUAUAUCCAAGCACCCUUGAAAACCUUAUUCUUAAUGUAUAUUACUGAUAUUUUAUCCUUAUCUUGUGGAAGAAUGUCAUUUGAUCUUAACGAACUCCCAGACACAGUUGAAGAAGCUGGUGUGCCACAACAAGCAUCUCUUGUCGCGCCACAGCCUCAUAAACCCCACUCUGUUGCAACAACAUAUCCUCCAAAUUUGUUUCAAGCAGGGGAAACUCUGUUGCAACAACAUAUCCUCCAAAUUUGUUUCAAGCAGGGGAAGGGUUGCAGUUGCAUGGGACAUUGAACAAUAAUGCCUUUAUGCAUGCAUCCUCAGGUUCUGGUUUUCAACCUUUUGAGAGGAACAAAGACUCACUUAAUACGAAGGUGCCAAUACUUGCGGAAGUUUUAGAUCAUGGUGCCACAGGACCAGAGAGCACAAAAGAUUUGGAAUGUAAAGAAGCUGAAGAAACAGCUCUUGUCGUCAUGCCACAAGAAUCUUCUACUGUGGUGCCACAAACUCAGCAACCCCUUCAUCAUGUUCUGCCAACAUAUCCCUCGAAUUUGCUUCAGCCGGGGGAAGGAUCACAGUUGCAGGGAAUGUUGAACAAUAAUGUCUUUCAUGCAUCUGAAGUGGAGAGGAUGAAAGAAGAUUUGAGAAAGAAGGAUGAAAAUAUUGCUGAACUCCAACGUAAUUUCAGAAUGAUGGAACAAAAUUAUGCUGAUGUAAACAGGAGAAUCGGAGUUUUAGAACAUCUUAGUAAUGCAAAUGAAUCACUGAGAAAGAAAGAAGAAGAGCUCUCUGCCCUCCAACACAAUUUUGAAGUGAUGGGACAAAAUUAUGCUGAUGCCAACAAGAGGAUCGGAGUUUUAGAAGAACAUCUUAGGGAUGCAAAUGAAUCACUGAUAAGGAAAGAGGCAGAGCUCACCACCCUCCAACACAGUUUUGAAGUGAUUGAACAAAAUUAUGCUGAUGCCAACAAGAGGAUCGGAGUUUUAGAAGAACAUCUUAGGGAUGCAAAUGAAUCACUGAUAAGGAAAGAGGCAGAGCUCACCACCCUCCAACACAGUUUUGAAGUGAUUGAACGGAACUAUGAUGCCAACAAGAGGAUUGGUGCUUAGUGCUGCAAAUGAAUCAUUGAGAAAGAAAGAGGAAGAGCUCACUGCCCUCAAACACAGUUUUUGAGUGACCAAUCAAAAUUACGCUGGUUCCAGGAAGAGGAUCAGAGUUUUAGAGGACCAGCUUAGUACUGUGAAUGAAUCACUGCAAAAGAAAGAGGAAGAGCUCACUGCCCUUAAACACAAUUUUGGAGACAUCGAACAAAAUUAUGCUGACGCCACCAAGAGAAUAGGAGUUCUAGACGACCUGCUUAGUACUGCAAAUGAUUCCUUAAAGCUUGAAAUUCAGAAAGCACAAAGCAUCGUUGAAAAACUUAAGAAGGCAACAGAUGCCACAGUAUUGGGGAUGUCGGAGUGCGAGCCUCUAUUGACGACCCAAUUGAAAGCAUUGAUAAGGAUUAGUGUAUAUGUAAUUUCAGGAAAUGAAAUGUACAAGAUGAUUGUCCCAUACCUAGGGAAUCAACUGAAGAAGGCAACCGAAGAACAUAAGAAGGCAACAGAGGAUGACCCUAUGUUGGUUGCAGGAUCAAUGCACGAAUUGCAGAAAAAAAUAGCGGCCUUGGACUUGGAGCACGCAAUUGCUACUUUAUGUGCAAGUAUCUUUUCUCCUCUGGAGGAUUGGAGCAAAGAUUUUAUCCCAAUAUGCUGAAUUGGUAGUUCGGUGGUGCUGUAGAUGUAGCUCAGUUUAUCAAUUGGAUGAUGGUCCGUGACUCCGUGUGUAGUUGGGUACGUUGCUAUAGGAAUUGUGGUGAUGCUUUGUCGCACUGUUUCA